AUGAACAUCUCGGAAAUGAGUUUGGUGGCCACCCCAGGGAGGGCGAGCACGUUCCUCAUCCGGUCCAUGGCCUUUAUGUUUACUUAUUUUGGGGCAGUAUGCUUGGGAUACUUUGUGGCGGCAGCGGCAUUCGGCGGAGUUCUGUGGAUAUCACACCCGGUGUCCAUCGUGAUAGAGUGUCUCGCAGCAAUCGAGACGCUGUGGUAUUUAUUGUGGUUCCUCCCGUAUAGGGAGCGCCUACAAAGUCGAACAAACGGGGCAAUGCUGCAGCCGCCACCGCUCACGCGGGAAGAAAGGGCCGCCUUCUUCUCGAAGUGCCUUUCCCUGGUGCCCGACAUGGAGACUUUUAUCCGCAAGUGGUGCCGGAACGCUCACCUGGAUGAUGUACGGCGAGACAACGUCAAGGACUGGCUGCUCUGGGGACUCUUUGACCGCGAAGGCCCGCCCGGUGACGACGACGAGGAGCUGGAGCACUACAUCAUGCAGGCCGAGGCCAAGCUGGGCUGGGAGAUCAAGAAGGGCAGGGGAGAAUGCGAGGCCAUCAAGAUCAGCUUUGACGAAGUGAUUAUGGACCACCGCAGUUUGUUUUACUACACCAUGAUAGGGGCGGUGGAUCUCAUCACCACCGUCGGCCUGUACAUGCUCGGCUUUAGCUUCUACCGGACCAAGAUGUCCAAUUUUUUCAGGAUCUUCCCGUUCAGACCUCUGGGACUGCUGGCCUGGAACGAAUCAGCCGCUCGCGACCACAUGAGCUACUUUUGCCGCCCGCACAAAUCCAAGACCCAGCGACCCAUCCUCUUUAUCCACGGCGUCGGCGCCGGCCUUUUCCCUUACCUUAAUUACUUCCGCACGAUCCCGCGCGACGUGGGCGUGGUCGCCAUCGAGCUCCUCCCCAUCUCCUCCCGCAUCAGCCCGCCGCUCCCGAGCGCGUCCGAGAUGACCAUGUCCAUCGCCGCGAUCCUGGAGCAGCAGGGGCCGGCGUUCAACGACGUGGUGCUGGUGGCCAACAGCUACGGGACGUUCCUGACGACGCCGCUGCUGCUCUCGCCGCACGUCGCGCCCAAGAUCAGCUCGCUCGUCCUCGUCGACCCCGUCGCCUUCCUGCUGCACCUCCCCGACGUCGCCUAUAACUUCACCCGCCGCGUACCCAAGCGCUUCAUGGCCAACCACUGGGAGAUGCAUAUGGUGGCUCGUGACCCCAACCUCGCCCACACCCUCGGCCGCCGUCUGUCGUGGCGCGACCACAUCCUCUGGCGCGAGCUGCUGCUGCACUCGUCUCCCGUGCAGGGGGGCGGUGGCGGCGGCGGCGGCGGUUCGGGAGAGGCGCCAGUGUCGGGGGCCGAGGCGGGCACGCGUCCCGCGGCGACGAGCGGGCGGCGCACGACCGUCAUCAUCGGCGAGAAGGACUGCAUCGUCAACGCGGCCGCGGUGGCGAGCUACGUCGAGUACGACACGGCCGAGGCCACCCCGAUGGACCUUGCGACGUUUGCCGCGUCGGAGAAGUGGUGGAACGGGUCCCGUCCCAUCGAGCUCGUCUGGCUGCCCGGUGAGGACCACGGCAGCGCCUUCCUCAAGCCGUCCAAGAUCCCCACAGUCGUCAGGGUGGUCAGCAGGUACUGCAACAAGGACUUUGGGUUCGUGGAGCGGGAGCUCAAGGACAGCAGUCGGCUCGGCACGAGCCAUACCGAGGUGCACGACGACGACUACGACAUUGAGGAGCAGCGAGGGGACAAGCCGGGCUCGUCGGGUGAGACCAUGUGUUGA
This is a messenger RNA of Pyricularia grisea, 1764 nucleotides long. RefSeq lists its product as uncharacterized. The coding region runs from base 1 to 1764 and encodes 587 amino acids. The record is from RefSeq and is a predicted model, not a curated record. Lineage: Eukaryota; Fungi; Ascomycota; Sordariomycetes; Magnaporthales; Pyriculariaceae. The transcript has a single exon.